AUGAACUCAAAGACAACUGAUGUCACACAUGUAGAUAAACCUGAAGGGUAGACGCCUCAGUGCGGAGCAUUAGUGGCACUGCUUUAUGUUGAAGGUGGACAGUGGAGUUUUAAACUAAAACUAUCAGAUUACCACCCUCUCAAAACACCAAGCAGCUCUGCCUUAACAGCACCACCUGCCAGCUUUACACUGUAACCAAGCCAACCUAAAGCCUUCAAAAUGAUGCAGAUCAGCAUCGACUCGGCCAGCAACAAGCACUCCCUCAUCAACGUCAUGCAUCGCUUCAUAGCAGCAGCCAACAACAUGGACGAGACCAUCAUGGUGCCGAGCCUGCUGCGAGACGUCCCGCUGGAGGAGCAGGCGGCCAGUAAGGUGGAGCCCAACAACAAUCAAGAAGCACCGUGUCCCAACAAGCAGAGGGACAUGUACGAGCACUACCUGCUCCUCAAGUCCAUAAAAAACGACAUGGAGUGGGGGCUGCUGAAGAGGGAGAUGAGCAGCGGCGCCAGCUUCCUGGAGAUGGCGGUGAAGCAGGAGGAGCAGCAGUCUGUCACCGGGGACCUGCUCCCCGACGAGAACUCAGACCUGGAGAACCAGUUUCACUACCACCUCAGAGGACUGUUUGGAGUUCUGUCCAAGCUCACGUUGCAAGCCGACCACCUCACCAACAGGUACAAGAGGGAAAUCGGAGGUGGGAACUUCAUGAGAUAGAAGUCUCUACCUUUUUCUUUCUAUUGUACC
This is a messenger RNA of Cottoperca gobio, 741 nucleotides long. RefSeq names its product MID1 interacting protein 1, like (gene mid1ip1l). Gene Ontology annotation, cellular component: cytosol. The transcript has 2 exons. NCBI's taxonomy places the organism in Eukaryota, Metazoa, Chordata, Actinopteri, Perciformes, Bovichtidae. Bases 220 to 711 code for a protein of 163 amino acids. The record is from RefSeq and is a predicted model, not a curated record. Gene Ontology annotation, biological process: regulation of lipid biosynthetic process.